Molecule: messenger RNA, 789 nt
Organism: Colletotrichum siamense
Lineage: Eukaryota; Fungi; Ascomycota; Sordariomycetes; Glomerellales; Glomerellaceae
Gene: cctO-9
Product: Cyclochlorotine biosynthesis protein O
Exons: 4
Coding region: 1-789 (262 amino acids)
Biological process (GO): mycotoxin biosynthetic process
Source: RefSeq, a predicted model, not a curated record
AUGUGGCCAAAGUCGCUGCUUGCGAAAGAGUUCGUUGCAUACGAGACCAUCAAGGACAUCGAGGCCGAUAAAGUCGUAGACAACAGCUCGAUCCCUCCAAGAACGCCGUAUUGGGCUUGGACGCAAAGACUUCGCGAUCCUAUUGUGCUUGCAGUGGUGUGCCAAAGCCUCAUUAUUAUUGUCUUAUGCACUCGACUCAUCAUCGGCAAGAAACCCGAUGACCUGCAAUGCGCUAGACAACUAUCGCCCUAUUCGCCAUACAUCGACUCUGGUGAUAUGGAGUUUGUUGAAUACACAGAGCAGAAUCACUUGAUGCAGCCCUCACCAUACCGCGGAAAACCAACGCGUGAGGUGGAGGAAGCCUGGAUUCGUCUCUGGAGAGUCCCUCCGAUUCGCUUCCCUGAAGACAAGUUGGCGGCCCUGAACAAAGCACCACCAGAGAAGUAUGAGCGUGUUCCCAAAGAAUUGGGGGGAGGCGUCAAGGGUUUUCUCAAUGUUUUCCACCAGCUUCACUGUUUGAAUCUCGUGCGCCAAUACACUUACCGCAACGACUACGACUACAGCAACGUUACCGCUUUCAGGGCCCCUGAAGAACUUGUUCGAGGACACAUCGACCAUUGCAUAGAGACGAUCAGAAAGUCUCUCAUGUGCACUGCUGACGUCACGCCUGUGGUGUUUGAGAAGGAUCCAUCACGGGCUUCGGGGUCAAAGAGCGAUUUCAAUCUGUGGCGCAAAUGCAGAAAGUUUGAUAGAAUUCAGGACUGGACUAUCAUGAACAGAGGUGUUUAA